AUGGUAAGCACCGUGAAUGAGUCUGGUCCACUGGAAAAACUAGUCAAACGUUUCUGGGAGUUGGAACAAGUUCCAAAUGUGUCCGAGGACAAACGGUUUCUGGGUCGCCGCGGCCCUGUAGUCAAACUUUAUUGCGACAAUGCUACAAAUUUUGUGGGUGCUGCACGAAUCCUCAAGGAGCACAUGGAACCCUUCGGCACCAACGACCAGAGCAUCAUGUCGUAUGCUGCAGCACACCGAUUCACCAUCGAAUUCAUCCGGCCCAGAGCGCCACACAUUGGCGGUCUUUGGGAGGCGGCCGUAAAGUCGGCCAAGCACCUUUUGUUGAAGGCUAUGGACAAGGCAAUUCUCAAGGAGGACGAGCUGCAUACGGUCAUCGUGGAGGUGGAAGCCGUUCUAAAUUCGAGGCCGCUCAUCGUGGACAGUGGCAGUCCCAACGAGGGAGAGGUCGUCACACCAGCGCAUCUACUCGUAGGCACAACGCUAGCAACGCUGCCACCCGCAUCCGCGCAGCAAAAGGCAGACUGCAACCUCACGUACUUGCAGAGAUGGCAGCUAGUCUCAGCGAUCAAAUAG
Messenger RNA from Drosophila kikkawai, 576 nucleotides. NCBI's taxonomy places the organism in Eukaryota, Metazoa, Arthropoda, Insecta, Diptera, Drosophilidae. The record is from RefSeq and is a predicted model, not a curated record.